Messenger RNA from Linepithema humile (Argentine ant), 1322 nucleotides. RefSeq lists its product as uncharacterized. Gene Ontology annotation, molecular function: microtubule minus-end binding. Gene Ontology annotation, cellular component: HAUS complex. NCBI's taxonomy places the organism in Eukaryota, Metazoa, Arthropoda, Insecta, Hymenoptera, Formicidae. The record is from RefSeq and is a predicted model, not a curated record. Gene Ontology annotation, biological process: centrosome cycle; spindle assembly.
UAAGAGUCUGCUAUCUUCUUUAAACGUGUUGUUCAUGUCCACUGUUUGAAACUUCAAAACAUCAUCUUCGGCCAUAUGACAUCGCUUGAUUCACCGAUAUUAUUACAAAACUACAGAAAAAAUGGUGUAAAGAAGAUUUAAAAAGUGACGAGUUGGGUAUAGGAUACUUGAAUAGAAGAAAAUUUAAACAAAGAGACUGGAUAGAUAUCUAGACGAGUCAAGAAUAUAAUCCGUAGUUCUGAUGCUAAAAAACCUGCCCAGAGGAGACAGGUUGAAGGCACUCCAAAAGAUAAAAAAAACGAAAAGUGUAUGUGUUGAGUUAAAUUAUGGAUAACACGAAAGAUGUUAUAACAAGUAUAUACAAUACUUUGGUAAGUUUACGAUAUCCACAUAUUGCUAAUGCAGAGUCCAAAGAUCUGGAAACAACAGUUCUCAAUGGCGAAAAUCGUCUUCGUCUAUUUUCCUGGAUCCUGACAGAAAAAUUGCCGUCUAUCGUCGAUCAUUUAGAAAAGUUAAAGGAUGCUGCUUUGGAAGAUCAGCUGUUUAAUUAUUACUCUCAAAUAGGACUCUGCAACAAUAAAGAUAUAUUACUGGGUAAAAGUUCCUUAAAGGAACAGCUGCCAUUUUUAAAAUUAUUGUUAGAUUUUAUGAAAAAGGUACACAUGAAAUCUUUUGUAAAUAAAAAUGAAACAGAGGAAACACUUAUGGAUAUUGUUAAGUUAUAUAUUGAUGAUGACAUAAAUCAGGUAUCUUCUCUUUCUGUUGUUAAACCAAAAGUAAGUUAUUUGGAAGCCAUUAAGUAUUUUGAAGAAAAUAAGAAAGAGAUACUGAUUAAUGAUUGCGAAGAUACUAAAACUAAUUUGUCUGAAGAUUUAGAUAUAGAGACUGAUAAACUGGUCAAUGAAGAAUGUGAUGACCUAUUGGACAAAGCAGAAAAAAAAUUCAUAGAAGCUUUUGAAACUAUUUCAUCUUGGCCAAUACCAAACAGAAAUUUAGAUAAGGUUACUUCUGAUUCUAUUUGCUCAAAUCUUAAAAACAUAUGCUCUGAUUUUUCUACUUUGAAAAAGGUAUUGCAAGCAAGAGAUGAGGUAUCCAAAGUAAUUUUACCAAAAAAAUUAUCAAAGACAUGUACAUCUUUAAGUCCAAUUAUAGAAGAUGUAGUAAUUAAUCAUGAGGAACUUGAAAAUCUAAGUAUGAAAAAUGACAGUGUAUUUUAUUGAUCUUGUGAUUGUAUAUAGUUUUAGAUUUAAGAAUAAUGUUCUAAAUAUUUAUAAAUGUAUAAGGAACAGUAUUAUCAUAUAAUUAUAAAAAUAGUCUAUAAG